UUUUAAAGAGGCACACUGCAGUCAAGACUGAUAAUAAUAAUAAUAAUAAUAUUAAUAUAUAUAUCCAUAUAUACACUAUAUUGCCAAAAGUAUUGGGCCAGCCCUCCAAAUCCUUGGAUUCAGGUGUUCCAAUCACAUCCAAGGCCACCUAGGCAUGCAGACUGCUUCUACAAACAUUUGUGAAAGAAUGGGUCACUCUCAGGAACUCAGUGAAUUCAAGCGUGGUACCGUGAUAGGUUGUCACCUGUGCAAUAAGUCCAUUUGUGAAAUUUCCUUGCUACUAAAUAUUCCACAGUCAACUGUUAGUGGUAUUAUAACAAAGUGGAAGUAACUGGGAACAACAGCAACUCAGUCACGAAGUGGUAGGCCACGUAAAAUGACAGAGCGGGGUCAGCACAGAAGUCACUAACUGUCUAUAGAGUCAAUAG
Staurois parvus is the source of this 428-nucleotide messenger RNA. NCBI's taxonomy places the organism in Eukaryota, Metazoa, Chordata, Amphibia, Anura, Ranidae. The record is from the annotation of a GenBank genome assembly.